GCAUCUUCAGACCUCCACCACCUGCUGAGGAUGUGGCGAUGCUGGCCCGUGCUGCUGUCAGCGGCGAUGAAAGUGCUCUAGACAUGUUUAACUGGAAGAAGAGCAAUAAAGGAGGGUUUGCGCUGGGAUCACAGGAAGGAAUGGCAUUCUACAUCAGUACAGCUGAUGGGAGCGUGUACAGCGUGGAUGAGCAGGUGCGGAGUGUGCCGUUGCUGUCUGUUGAGAGUGCGGUACAGAAGAUGUGGUACUCCAAGAGGAGGGCCGUUCUCGCCGUGGUAACAGACUCACUGCUGCUCUCUCACUUCAGUCUUGGACCGGAAGGAAUCGCUCAGGAGAUCAGUAAGGUGAAGCUCAGUGGCAGAGGUGGGCAGCACGCAGACAUUGUGUGGACAGAAAAUGGUUUGCUCAUCACAGCAUCAGGAGAACAACACAUUAGGUUGUGGGAUGUGGAGCUAGAUGAUCAUUACGCUCUGACGCUGGAUGAGUCUCUGGGCUUUGAGAAAGGAGAACUGCUCAACUGUGUUUCCUUUUGCACUUCUAAACAAGUUCUUGCAGCAGGUACCAGCAGAGGUCGUGUUGCUCUGUGGCACAUGGUGACAGUGAGUGAUCAGAAAGGAGACACAAAGAUACACUGGAAACUCCAAACACCAGCAGAGGUGGAAGGAAACAUCUCACAGCUACAAUGGGGUUCGAGCUCUCAUCUGUUGGCUGUCUGCAGCAGCAGCUGUGUGGUGAUCCUGUCAGAGCAUGUGAUGUGUUCUCAUUACAGCCAGCAGAUGGCAGCAGUGCAGCUCACGCCAACACAGCUCAGCCUGGCCAACUUCAACACCAACACACACAUCACCUUCCACACAGACACACACAUCAGAGCCGUGCAAGUCACCAGGGAUAUGGUGACGGUGGGGAACGGGAAAUAUAUCACUGUGUACGAGCCAUCAGGACAAACCCUACACAGCACAGGUUCUUUCCAGUGUGAGUCUCCUGCUCUUGCGGUACAUGAAGAAAACAUUUAUACCGUCGAACCAAACCGUGUCCAGAUCCGCACGCCGCAGGGCACUGUGAAGCAGUUGUUGGUGUUUUCUGAAGCGGAAGGAAACCCCACACUGCUGAGUGUGUGUGGAUCUUACCUGGCCGUGGGAACAGAUACGGGUCACGUCAGAGUCUUUGACCUCACACGCAGGGAGGCCAAAGCCAUGGGUGUCAUGAAGAACCUCUCUGAGCUCAUUCCUGACCUGGGCGCUCUGAGAUCAGUCAAAUGCAAUGCCAGCGGAAAUCAGUUGAGCAUCCUUAUUACACAGGUGAACGGGCGACCGGAUAACAAAGUGUAUUUCUAUGACAUCGAGCUGGACACGCUGUCUUACUUCAACUUCUUCACAGGGAGGCCAGAGAGCAGUCUCGCACAGUCUGAGGACAGUCAAAGAACUCGAUGUGAGGGGGAGUUGGCCGCCCGCUGCCCUGUUUCUCAGUUCUGGGACGAGAACGAGUCUCGUCUGUUUGUGUGUGAAACAGUUCCCGUGAACUCUGACCUCCACUGCAGCAGCCAAUCACAAAUAGAGAAGGAGGAUGUGUUGGUGGUGACGUUCUUUGUGACACAGGAACAUGGUCUCCUCCUGCAGGACUCACAGCCUAAACCUGCUACGCUGCUCUCUCUACUGGCUUUAGAUACACCGUAUUACUAUUAUAUUUGCAAGCUCUUAUUUCGGAGGGGAGGCCUCGUUCUCCCUGAUCUGGGUGAGGGUGGAGAUCAGGUGGUCUCGACUCCCUCCGCCGCACCCCAGGUGCCUUCGUCCCCUCAGAUGGUGAUACGGCGAGCCCUCCGAGACUUUGUGGGGUUAGAGAGCUGCGAGAAACAGACCCGAGACGCCAUGCUGAACUUCAGCUUCUACCUCACUAUAGGGGACAUGGACGAAGCAUUUAAAGCCAUCAAACUCAUCAAGAGGUUAAAAGUAGUUUUUCCUAGUGAAAAUGAGUUCUGUGUGAAUGACCCCUUCAGAUGUUCUUUCCAGUGUGAGUCUCCUGCUCUUGCGGUACAUGAAGAAAACAUUUAUACCGUCGAACCAAACCGUGUCCAGAUCCGCACGCCGCAGGGCACUGUGAAGCAGUUGUUGGUGUUUUCUGAAGCGGAAGGAAACCCCACACUGCUGAGUGUGUGUGGAUCUUACCUGGCCGUGGGAACAGAUACGGGUCACGUCAGAGUCUUUGACCUCACACGCAGGGAGGCCAAAGCCAUGGGUGUCAUGAAGAACCUCUCUGAGCUCAUUCCUGACCUGGGCGCUCUGAGAUCAGUCAAAUGCAAUGCCAGCGGAAAUCAGUUGAGCAUCCUUAUUACACAGGUGAACGGGCGACCGGAUAACAAAGUGUAUUUCUAUGACAUCGAGCUGGACACGCUGUCUUACUUCAACUUCUUCACAGGGAGGCCAGAGAGCAGUCUCGCACAGUCUGAGGACAGUCAAAGAACUCGAUGUGAGGGGGAGUUGGCCGCCCGCUGCCCUGUUUCUCAGUUCUGGGACGAGAACGAGUCUCGUCUGUUUGUGUGUGAAACAGUUCCCGUGAACUCUGACCUCCACUGCAGCAGCCAAUCACAAAUAGAGAAGGAGGAUGUGUUGGUGGUGACGUUCUUUGUGACACAGGAACAUGGUCUCCUCCUGCAGGACUCACAGCCUAAACCUGCUACGCUGCUCUCUCUACUGGCUUUAGAUACACCGUAUUACUAUUAUAUUUGCAAGCUCUUAUUUCGGAGGGGAGGCCUCGUUCUCCCUGAUCUGGGUGAGGGUGGAGAUCAGGUGGUCUCGACUCCCUCCGCCGCACCCCAGGUGCCUUCGUCCCCUCAGAUGGUGAUACGGCGAGCCCUCCGAGACUUUGUGGGGUUAGAGAGCUGCGAGAAACAGACCCGAGACGCCAUGCUGAACUUCAGCUUCUACCUCACUAUAGGGGACAUGGACGAAGCAUUUAAAGCCAUCAAACUCAUCAAGAGUGAGGCGGUGUGGGAGAACAUGGCACGGAUGUGUGUGAAGAGUUGUCGUCUGGACGUGGCGCGCGUGUGUCUGGGGAACAUGGGAAACGCGCGGGCCGCUCGUGCUCUCAGGGACGCUGAAAAAGAGCCAGAGGUGGAGGCACAGGUGGCCGUUCUGGCUACACAGCUGGGCAUGCUGGAGGAUGCAGAGCGUUUGUAUAAGUCAUGCGGGAGGUUUGAUUUAUUGAAUAAGUUUUAUCAGGCGGCAGGUCAAUGGCAGCAGGCGGUGGAGACGGCAGAAACGCACGACCGCAUUCACCUCCGAACCACUUACUACAGCUACGCCAAACACCAGGAGGCCAUGGGAGACAAGAACCUAGCGCUGGUGUAUUUUGAGAAGUCAGACACACAUCGGUUUGAAGUGCCGAGAAUGCUGAUGGAGGACAAUCUAUCACUGGAGAUCUACAUCAAUAAAAUGAAGGACGAGGAUCUGUACAAGUGGUGGGGUCAUUAUCUAGAGAGCCAAUCAGACAUGGAGGCUGCGCUGCAUUACUAUGACCUCGCUCAGGACUACCUGUCUCAAGUGCGCGUGCACUGUUAUCUAGGAAACAUUCAAAAGGCGAGUGAGAUAGCCAAUGAGACGGGCAACAGAGCAGCGUCUUAUCAUGUUGCACGGCAGUACGAGGGACAGGAUGAAAUCAGCCAGUCGGUGCAUUUUUACACACGAGCGCAAGCCUAUAAUAAUGCCAUACGACUGUGUAAAGAGAAUAACUUGGACGAGCAGCUCAUGAAUUUGGCACUGCUUAGCAAUCCAGAGGACAUGAUGGACACAGCAAUGUAUUAUGAAGAGAAAGGAAUGCACAUGGACCGAGCUGUUAUGCUUUAUCAUAAGGCAGGUCAUGUGUCUAAGGCUUUGGAGCUAGCUUUUGCCACAGAGCAGUUUGGAGCUCUGCAGCUGAUUGCAGAGGACCUAAAUGAAAACAGUGACCCUGCCCUACUAGCACGCUGCUCUGAUUUCUUCAUAAAGCACGCUCAGUACCAGAAAGCUGUGGAAUUGCUGGUGGCUGCCAAAAAGUACCAUGAGGCGCUCCAGUUGUGUUUGGACCAGAGUUUGAGCAUCACAGAAGAUCUGGCCGAAAGUCUGACGGUGCCAAAAGACUCGUCCCAUCUGUCUGAGGCCGGGAGAAAGGAACUGCUGGAGAAAAUCGCAGACUGCUGCAUGCGACAGGGCAACUACCACUUAGCCACUAAGAAAUACACACAAGCUGGAAACAAGAUCAAGGCAAUGCGAGCGCUGUUGAAAUCCGGCGAUACCGAGAAAAUAGUGUUUUUCGCAGGUGUUUCCAGACAGAAGGAAAUUUACGUGAUGGCAGCCAACUACCUGCAGUCACUGGACUGGAGGAACGACGCGGAGAACAUGAAGAACAUCAUCGGCUUCUACACAAAAGGACGUGCGCUCGAUCUGCUCGCUGGCUUUUAUGAGGCCUGUGCUGAGGUGGAAAUUGACGAUUAUCAGAAUUAUGAGAAGGCGUAUGGCGCUCUGACGGAGGCGUGCAAGUGUCUGACUAAAGCAAAGGGUCGCAGUGGAGACGAGGCUGACAGCAAACUUCUCAUAUUGACACAGAGAUUCGGCCUCGUCAAGAGAUUCAUUCAGGCAAGAAGGAUGCAUGAGGAGGAUCCAGUGGAAGCGGUGCGUUUGUGCGAGUCUCUGCUGGAAGAGAAGGAUCUGGACCCUGCAGUGCGUGUUGGAGAUGUGUAUGGGUUCCUGGUGGAGCACUACUGCCAUCAUGGCAACUUUCAGCAGGCUUGGACUAAAAUAGAGGAAUUGAGAUCAACGCGUCCCAACAUAAACUUGAGCUUGUACGUGAGUCAAGCCAGUCUGGAGGCUCUACAGAACGCUGCUGGGGUCCGUCUGGUCUACAGAGAGACGAACACCCAUACUGCAGAGGAUGAUGAAGAGGUGGAGGAAGAUGAGAACAUCAAUCAUUGAGAGAACGACUUGCUUAGGAGGUCCUCAAGAUAACUGGAGAAAAUUGCAUAGAUUUUUCAAUGCGUACAGUACACGACAAGCCUACAGAAACCUGCCUGCCUGAGACUUGGUUUACUCACACCGUUUAAAAAAAAAAAGUGCCAUAUUUCUAUGCGACUGCCAGUCUAGUAAAUGGCACGUCUUCGAUUGGUGUGAUUUUGUUAAAGCCACUUUGCAGGUUGCCUUAGUAGAGUAGCUUGUGUGCGAAUGCCCAGAAUGCACUUACAUACGUGAUGUGUGUGUGGCCUUUUGAACAAGAAUGCCGUGGGACCAUUAUUUUUAAGUCAUUUUGUACAAUUUACAAAUUAUUUAAUGACCAGACUUGUUCUGCUAUCUUGGUAUCAUAUAUCUUGUAUACAUUUUAAUACAUUUUUCUACAUUUACUUAAUCAUAUUGAGUGAA
Sinocyclocheilus grahami is the source of this 5384-nucleotide messenger RNA. RefSeq names its product intraflagellar transport protein 140 homolog. The coding region runs from base 39 to 4943 and encodes 1634 amino acids. Gene Ontology annotation, molecular function: protein binding. Gene Ontology annotation, biological process: intraciliary retrograde transport. NCBI's taxonomy places the organism in Eukaryota, Metazoa, Chordata, Actinopteri, Cypriniformes, Cyprinidae. The transcript has 36 exons. Gene Ontology annotation, cellular component: axoneme; intraciliary transport particle A; ciliary basal body. The record is from RefSeq and is a predicted model, not a curated record.